Messenger RNA from Adineta ricciae, 6573 nucleotides. NCBI's taxonomy places the organism in Eukaryota, Metazoa, Rotifera, Eurotatoria, Adinetida, Adinetidae. The record is from the annotation of a GenBank genome assembly.
AUGAAGACGAUUAUUUAUUUGCUUGUGUUAACUAGUUCGCUAGUUAGUGGUCAAAAUUGUAAAACAGAAGGAUGUUCUGACAAUCUUUGCUGUUCGGAAUUUGGCUAUUGUGGAAAUACGCCAGAGCACUGCAAGAAUGCCACAACAUCACCGCCGAAUAAUCAACCAACGAUAAGCUCUGGUGAUUGUCGAGUUUGUGGUUGUUCUGCACUUGGCGACUGUUGUUCUCCAUUUGGAUUCUGUGGAACUACAGCAGCGCACUGUUCGAAUCAAACCAUUGAGACCCCUGAAUCAGCACUGAUCGCGCAAACUCCAAAGGGUGACUGUAGAAUAUGUAACAAUUGUAAUCAAACACAAAUCUGUUGCAAUAAUACUGGAUCUUGUGUUAAUGAACAAAGGCAAUGUACUGAAAGUGUUUCAACGCCUGCUCCUCCUACUACAAAUAAGUGCCAUCCAGAUCCAUCUAAACUUUAUGGAAUACUUCACAGUGUUAACAAUAAAUUUAUCGAUUGUAAAGAAUUUUCAACUAGUCUCAAUAACACUGCAAUCGUUCAGUGGUCGGAAAGUAAUACACUCAAUCAACUAUGGCAAUUUGUUCCUGUCAACCCAGCAGCCAACAUUUAUUUGAUUGUUUCAAUUCAAACUGGUAAAGCACUAACAGUGAUAUCGUCCAGUAGUCUUCAACAAUGGUCCUAUGAAACAGACAAUGCAAAUCAACUAUUUCAAAUCCAACAGGAAAAUAAUGGAAAUGAUCAGUGUCGAAUUGUCAGUAUGCAGACAAACACAUCGAUUACAGUUGAUUCAAACGCGAAUGGACGACCAAUUCAAAUUGGUAAACAACAACAAAGCACGAGUGAUUUCACAUGGAAAUUAAUCGAAACAGCAAAUGCAACAAAUCGCUAUUGGAAAGUGUAUAUUGAUGAAAAUCUUCAUCAGAUUUGCGAUGAUAAAAACAGUGUAAAAUCGACAGAAAAAUUAACAUUACAGAGAUGUUUAUAUUGGUGUGACAUUGAACAACGAAAAAGAUUUUGUAUGUGGAAUUAUAAUGACAACGAUGGUCAAACAGGUUUUUGCAUUGGAGCAAACGACUGUCAAAAUAGAUCGACUGUCGUAGCGGGAAAUGAAGCAUAUCGAACUUAUAUCGAACGACCGGAAAUGGAUGUUUUCUCCACCGAUGAUGAUGGAGAUGAUGUGCCAAUUUUUCAAACUGCUCCGUUUACGAGUUAUAUUGACUAUACGAAAUUUCUUCUCAUUUCAGCAAAUGGUUUUGCCAUACCAUCUCAACCAUUGCGUUGCGUUGAUCUAGAUCCUCAAAAACAACGAGUACUAGUUUUCAAUGAAACAAACGAAGGAAUACGAUUUUGUGAUCUAUGUCCCAAUCUUCCACCAUAUCAUAAAUAUCCCGAUUAUAUUAUCAGAGGAAAUCCAUUAACAACGACCGAAAACGCACGAUUCGAUCAAUGUUUUCUCCAAUGUGUUCAAGAUGUUCGAUGUAUUGGCUAUUCAUACAAUCAACAGAAUUCUACAUGUCUAACGUUCAGCCAAACGGCCAUUAGGGGAACAAAUGGACUAGUCUAUCAGCAAUACUGGCAAACUAUUCUCAUCAAACAACCGAUUGGAACAAUACAGAAUUGGCUGUAUACAAGAAAUAUGAAAAUAGCAAUUCGAUUCGUCGAUGAUAAUAAUCGAACCGAGUCUUCUGACACAUUCUUAAAAUGUUUAAAUUCAUGUAGUCAUUCUCAAAUGCCUUGCAUAGCAGUGACUUACGAUUUCGCUUCGAAACUCUGCUAUUUGUUUGCAAAUAUUACUACAGACAAUUGGAUACAGUUGUCUUACGGUUUUGUAUCAGCCUUUCAUUUUUCACACAUCUAUGGAAAUACAUCGAGUCAAUGGAAAUACACAUCCGAAGAUGGAAACAACGGCUUGAUUGCCAAUGCCAAUCCUUCGGCAACAAACUCAAGCAAAUCAUGUAACUUACCAAAUGAUAAACCAUCAACUGAAUAUGGAAUUUAUUAUAAUCCAAGUUGUUUAGUCGGUGGUGGCAAUGGUUGUGAUCAGAAUGGCUGUCAAUUAUGUUUACAAUACAAAGCGAAUUUCGAACAAAAUCUUCCAUUAUGUCCUGCAGUACAAUCGAGUCCUGAUGAUCUCGCCAAUGCUCGACUUCAGAUCGAAAGUUGCAUACAAACUUGUUCGAAUCAAUCCAAUACAUGUUUAGGAUUUGAUUAUGAUCCAUUAACCGUGACAUGUGCUUAUAUUUCCACAUAUUCAAAAUGGACAACGAAUAAAAACAAUCAAACGAAACGAUAUUUACUCUCUUACCCAUCGAAAGCAUUUCAAUUUCUUCCUGAUUGUGAACUGAUUUCAACUACAGUUUCAAAAUCAGCGACGAUAGAUGACUGUUUAAAUACUUGCAAGACUGGAUGUCAAAAGGUUUCUUAUAACUAUCAAACAUCUCAAUGUAAAACCGGUGGAUAUUCAACAGGAACGUUUCGAUUAAAGCCCGACGUCGAUUCUCAUUGCUUUAUACGAAAUUUCAACGAAAAUAAUGAUCUAACAUCCAUACGUAUGGCAUUUUAUCGUUACAUUGGUGUUGAAUUAAAGAUACAAGUGCUCGCCGAGUCAUCGUUUCAAUGUCAACAGGAUUGUGCCAACGAGCUGGAUCAAUGUUUAGGCACUUGUCUAGCAGCUGAUCAAUGUCAAUACAUAUCAGUUACGUUUACAAAAAGCAAUGCAUUUCAAUGUAAACUAUUUAAAAAUAAUGUCAAUGAAACAGUCGAUUUUCACCCAAAUAACUCCUCGGAAAUCUACUAUCGAUAUUUUGAUAUUCGACUAAAUCAAACCACACUUGAUUCUAUGCCAGUAUUUCAAGUUGAUUCAGAUUUAGCCGAAUGUUAUGAUCAAACAAGAACCUACAAUAAAUACGAACAAACAUAUUCAUCUUUAGAAGGCUACUCCGAUUCAUUAGAAAUUUCAAGCAAUGGUACAGGACAAAAUCAGGCUAGUUUAACAAGAAAACGUCGGCGACGAUCGAUAUUUUCUGAUAUUGGGAACUUUUUCAAGAAGAAUAUCAUCGAUCCUGUUGUCAAUACUGUCACAGAUAUCGUCAAAACUCCCAUUCAGAUCGGAAAAGCUAUUGGUGCCGCAAUAUCUGGUGAUACCGAACAAGCGAAAAAAGAAAUUCUCGAUAUCGGAAUUGUGAAAGAUGCAAUUAGUUUAGGAGAAAAUGCAGUUAAUUUCGGCAAAGCAUUAGGAAAAGGUGAUCUGGCAGGUGCUGGGGAAGCUUUGUUGAAUGUUGGAGCUGAUGCAUUAAGUUUUGUGCCUAUUCCUGGAGGAAAAGUUCUUGGAAGUAUUGGAAAGAAUGGAAUUAAGAACGGUUUAAAAAAUACAAAGAAAGACUCCAAGCCGACGUCGAAUGAUAGAAGAGAUGAUGAUAAUAAAAAUUCGAAAGACGAAAAUGAUAGACAAUGUGAACUCUCGCGUCGAAGAAGAGACACUGGCAAACGUAAAUGUGAUCAAAAUGAUAAGGACGACAAUAAUCAACAGAAUAACAAUCCGAAAUGUCGAGAACCAAAGAUAAACAAAAUAUUGAGUAAGGGCGAUUGCAAUAUGAGAUCAGUUGGAAAGAAAUGUGAGUGGGUAUGCAAUCAAGGUUAUAUUGAGUCGCAGGCAAGCGGUGUCACUUGUACGCGGCCAAAACCUAAUAGUAAAACAGCUGACUGGGAACCUAAACCAUCAUGUUCGCCUCAAGACUGUGGCACAGGAGAUCAUCCAUAUAUAUCGGUUGAAACAGAUGGAAUCAUUGCCUAUACAAUAUACUUUGACAAAAAACGACGAUUACCUAUAUGGUCAUUCUCUAUUCAUGAUACACACAACCGUGUAACAGCUGCAACAAAAGUGGGUCGAACUAAAAGUUUUUUCGUUCAUCCAUGUUCACAAUUAAAAAAAGAUCAACCCAAAACAGGACAAUAUACAAACUCUGGCUACGAUCGUGGUCAUCUGAGUCCAUCUGAUGCUCAUCGAUACUCAGAGAAAGCAUCGAGAUCUUCGAAUUUCAUGAUUAACAUAGCACCGCAAGAUCCUAUUACCAAUGAAGUUUUAUGGGCAAAAAUCGAAGCACAUAUAUUGUGUCACAAUAAUAAAUAUAAAGCAAGUUUAGUUGUAACUGGUGUUUGUCCUGGAACAAUUAAAAAAACGUUACCAACUGGUGGCUUAGAUGUUCCAGAUUGUUUUUGGAAAAUGAUUUGUUAUAUUCGCGACGGCAAAACUCAUGUGGUCGGUUUUCUUUCAGAAAAUACACACAUUCCUUCGACAGAUUCCAAAGAAUAUAAUGACACAAUAAAUGUGUUGUUUCGGCCUGUUUCUCAAGCGACUAUUCUCGGACGUAUGAAAUCGGAUUCGAAUUACGCGAAAAGUCCAUUCCAGGCAACUGUCAUGUCAAAAUCGAAUAAAGGUCGUGGAGCAAUCCUCGUGCAGCCAACCUUAUGUGCACAAGCAUUGACAUUGGAUCAAACUGAAUCGGAUGCUUGGUACAAUGAUCUUGUAGCAAUAAAAAAGGAUUCGAAAACUAAGAGACAAGUGGGUGAUAUUAUGAGUGCUCGAGGAUGUUCACCAUCAGAAGCUCAAGCUAUGGCAUUAUUCAUGGGUCUAAGCUCGCUUGAUAUCACUGACACAGCAAAUACUUUACAAAAUGAAAAUAAUGUCGACGAUAGCGACUUGGGAGACAUCGAUGAUGAUGGUGACGGCACGGAUGGCCGUCCGGAGGCAGUCAAUUGUGGUAAACGAGUCAUCGGUUAUUAUCCAAGUUGGGGAACAGGAAAAAUCUCAGGAAAACAUAUCCGCCGUUUGACACAUAUUGUCUAUGCAUUCUUCGAAGUUGAUAGUAGUGGACAAGUGUUUCUUGGCAGUGCAGACCGUACGCAUAGUCAAGACGUAUCAAAAGAUACGCAAGUUGCCAAAGCACGCUUGGAUCAUUUAUUAAAAUUGAAACGAAUCUAUUCUGAACAGAAGUAUAUGUUUGCUGUCGGCGGCUGGGAGAAUUCUCAAUAUUUUAGUUCAAUUGCUCAAUCUCCUGAUAAACGCCUUCGAUUCAUAGCAUCAUCGUUGAAAUUACUCGAUGAAUAUGAUCUUGAUGGUAUUGAUAUUGAUUGGGAACAUCCGGUUACGGGCGGAGCUGUCGAAGGUAUCAAAGAAGAUAAAGAAAAUUAUGUUCUAUUCAUGAAAGAGAUUCGCCAAGCAUUAGAUCAACAUGGUGGCAGCGAAAGAAAAUACCUUUUAUCGUUCGCAUCAGCUGCAGGACAAUGGACACUUGAUCCAGGCUAUGAUCUUCCUGAAUUAUUAAAAUAUGCUGACUAUGUUAAUGUGAUGACAUAUGAUUUCUUUGGCGCUUGGGAUUCUAAAUGGGGAGCAUAUACGGGACCACCAGCUCCAUUGUAUUUUGGUAUGCCACCACGAUUUUCCGGCAAAACAAAUGUUGAUUGGACAAUAAAGUAUUAUGUUUGCAAGACGAAUGAACCACAUAAGAUCACUAUGGGUGUUCCAUUCUAUGGUCGAUACUGGAUAAAUGUUCCUAACGAACCAAUCGAUCCUAAUGAUGGUAUGUGGCAUAAAGCAAAUGCAGUUAAUGGUAAAUUCGAAGGUGGUUAUGCCCCAUGGAAUGAAAUCAAAUCAUCUUGGUUAACAAAUCCAGCCUAUAAACAACAGAAUCACGAAAAAUCGAAAUCAUCCUAUGCCUAUAACGCUCAAGAAGGCAUCUUCUUAGGUUUUGAGUCACCGGAAUCUUUAAAAGAUAAAGCAAAAUAUGCUGCUGACAAAAACGUUGGUGGAUUGAUGAUAUGGGCAAUCGAUCAAGAUGAUGACGAUUUAACCAUGAUGAAUAUUGUUGCCUCAGCUUCAUUAUGUCAAAAUACAGAUCCAAAAGCGACGUUCUAUAAGUGUUCACCAUUGAAAGGUGAAAAACGUUGGUGGACAUUGGAAGACAGUGAAGAAAAAGCAGGCAUGUGUGGUCGAUCAGCACCUUUGUAUAAAGGUUACUAUCCUGUUUGUGAUCCUGACGAUCCUGGCUAUAGUUGUUGUAGUCCUGAAGGUUUUUGUGGAUUUUCGGAUAAACAUUGUAAAAGUCCUGGUGUAAAUUACGGUGAAAAUCCUGAUCUCUUAGUUCAAGAACCAGUUCGUCCAACCAUCAAUCCCAUUCUUUGGUAUACACUUGAUGCGCCUGACGGUAAACGUGGCCGUUGUGGACGUAAUGUUCCUAAACUUGACAAUGGUGAGUAUCCAAUCUGUAAUCCUGAUGAUGCUAACGCUCAUUGUUGCUCAAAUGGCGGCUACUGCGGAACGGGUAAAGAAUUCUGCGAAUGUGAAGAAUGCGUCGAUUUCAAAGCCAAACCAACUUUUCGAUUCAAACCGAAACAGUGGAAUGACGAUGGAAAAUGUGGCAAAGACGCACCAAAAGUUAACGGUCAAAUGGCUAUUUGCAAUCCUGAUUCUAAAACAGCAUACUGCUGUUCAGCAUCGGGUUUUUGUGGUUCAGGCGCUGACUUUUGUGAUUGCAAAGGAUGUGUUAAUUACAAGAAAUAA